AUGAUUUUUUGGCUUCAUUUUAUGGAUGGGAUUAGUGCGAUUACCCAAAAUUUACCUGUAUUGAAUAACAAUGAAGAAAACGAUCCUAACGAAACUUUGAUCCCCAUCCAAGGCCACAUAAUAUUUCGACAAUAUUUGAAACUGAAGAAACGGCAUCGAUAUAUCGAUAAAAUUUUUAAAUUAUGUUGUGGUGCAGGAUAUACUUAUUCUUUUCAAGUAUACUCGGAAAAAGUAAAAAAUAGAGAUAAAACACCAGAAACAGUAUCGUCCGAGAUUGUAAUGUCUCUUUGCAAAGAUAUAUUGGGUAAAGGGCAUAAUGUCUAUAUAGACAACUUGUAUAUAAGUGUUGAUCUGGCAGAAAAGUUAAUAGCAAAGAAUAUACAUUUAAUUGGUACACCACGGAAAAAUCGACGUGGAAAUUCAGUAGAACUAGUAUCUAAAAAAUUAAAACGUGGAGGACUCAUUGCUCGCGAAAAUAAAUCCAGAAUAACAAUAUUAAAAUGGAAAGAUAAGAGAGACGUAAUGAUGCUUUCAACUAAACAUUCGGCAGAAAAGACUACUGUACAUAAGAAAUUCUAUUCGUGUGAAAAACAAAAAAUGGUUGUAGAAUAUAAUCUAGGAAAAUCAUCAGUCGAUUUAUCAGACCAAAUAAUAGCUUAUAAUUUACCACUACGCAAAACUUUAAAAUGGAAUAGAAAAUUAACAAUAAAACUGUUAUUGAAUACAUGUAUAAAUAAAGUUGCAUUAUAUUCAACAAAAUGUCGUAAUAAUGAUGCUGAAGUAUCCAUGUCUCCACGUGAAAGCUUGCUGAGAAAACCACGACAUGAAUUAAAAGCAAUGCCAGGAAAAACUCCAACGGUGCGAAGAUUUUGCAAAAUUUGUUACCAAAAAAAUUCUAAGAAGUUAGGGAGAAUAAUUGCAAAAAACUGUAGCAAAAAAUUCGUGACAAAUAGCAAAGACUGUGCUGGUUCAUACUUUCUUUGUUUAGAAUGUUUCAAUACGACACAACAUGUUCUAUACUGCAUUCAUUUCUGCUCACCACUACAUCAACGAUGA
This is a messenger RNA of Vespa velutina, 1056 nucleotides long. Its product is annotated as piggyBac transposable element-derived protein 4-like. The coding region runs from base 1 to 1056 and encodes 351 amino acids. The record is from RefSeq and is a predicted model, not a curated record. The transcript is spliced from 5 exons. Lineage: Eukaryota; Metazoa; Arthropoda; Insecta; Hymenoptera; Vespidae.